Linum trigynum is the source of this 1319-nucleotide messenger RNA. The record is from the annotation of a GenBank genome assembly. NCBI's taxonomy places the organism in Eukaryota, Viridiplantae, Streptophyta, Magnoliopsida, Malpighiales, Linaceae.
CAAUAAUCCUACUAACUCCUAAUUACCAUGGCUAAUUACAAUUUGAUACUUGAUAUUCUAACAACAACUGCUUGCUAGUAGAGGCUUUCAAGGGUUUCCCACCAUGAUCCAUGCCUUUGAUUCAGACUUUGCUUUUGAUAGACCUAGAGGAACGAGGCACUGCCACUUCUGCUCUCAAUAGUGAGGCGAGUGUCAUAUACCAACUCGAUAUUCUGAUAUCAAGUGGAAGUGUUUGCGUUCAAGUAUAUUAAUUGUCAGUAAUGUGAAGUAGUAGAUGUCUAGGUUGAUACCCUCAUGUCAGUUUUAUUGCUUGGUAUAAAUGAGAAGUACUUUUUUGUCAUAUAAAAUGGUAUGAGGCAUGGUAAAUGACGUAUAACAUGCAACGAUUCAUCUGUGUACAAUUCUUUAGCAAAGAACCUGUUGCUUACCAGCCAUGUAGUUUGCCCAUUUAUCCGCCUAGCAAGGAACUGGAUGUGAAAUUGAGAGAUGAAGAAGCAAGAAGACAAAGGGGACUUAGUGGUAAAGGUAAUGGUGCUGAAGGUGCAAGAAAAGUUCGAAAUCGGCCUGGUCGUGCUGUCCCGGCCGCUGAGGCUAAUGCUGAGAUUCCAGCAAACGUAGAUAGAUGGAGGCUUGUGACGCAAGCAAAUGCUAAGCGCAAAAGCGAAAAGUUCCCACCUCCACACCAGGAUGGAGAAGUUGGAGGACGUCGUCUGCUGGAUGAUGGGAUGCCCAAAGCAUCUUUCAGCUCUUCGGUGUUUACUUCAAAUGCAUCAUCGACAUCUACUAAAAGUGCUGGUAGCUCUGGAGGUUCUUCCAGGAGGAGAAACAGCAAGGACGGUAGUGCCCAGAUAGGCCCAUCGAGGAAGUUCAUUCCUCCGUUUAAUGGUUCAACAAUAGGGCUAUCAAUGGAUCUGUUGUUCAAAUGCAAGUCGGAGAAUUUUGGGAGCCGUAGGCAGACAGGUAGGUAGAUAGAUAAAGCGAGGAUUAGCUAUUGCAGUUCUCCCUUCUCGUGCAGGAGGAUUCCUCUGUUAAUUUGCUCAAUUUGGUUUUGUACACCAAUCCGAUAAAGCAUAUUGGUGUCGAAGCUCCCUGAACAAUGCACCAGCACCUAUUGCUUUUGUGAAUAAAUUUUUGGCCUGUACUUAGUUUAUUUAGUUGUACAGUCGUCACUUAUCAAACAUGAAGAAUGCACCAGCAACUUCUCGAGCUUGUGAUAAUAGAGAGACCUUUUGCACAUCACAAAUGAAAGCUAACAAGAUAGGCGAACAGUUCGAUCCUGGAAACUAGUACAGCUAUGCAAAUCAAUCAUUCUGGGGUAU